UUGAUAAACACAAAUUUUCACCGAAACAUCAUCACACGUGGAUAAAAAUUAAUUUUAAUCCGCAAAAACAAUGCUCAAGCGGUAUCUUUUGUGGUUCGCACACGAUCACGGCCCUAUUCAGAUCCAGCCGUUUCGAAAUGCAGAAUUGGCAAGUCUCAUCAAACUCUUGGGCGUGAAGUUAAAUGUCGUCACAGACCUUGAAGACAAGAAACCCUUCAUGAUUGUCGAAGCCACGAACGACGAAGAACUCAAAAAAGUGGUUUCGCGGUCGUUUACUAUGCGAUACGCCAUCGAGUUGUGGGCUCAUGGGAAGACCGAACCCGAAUUCCAGCAAAAUCUCAAAACUUUUUACAAAAAUCACGACUACGACGACACACAAACGUUCAAAAUCAACGUCGAGUCGUUCAAUAAUCACAUUCCGCAAGUGGAAAAGGUGAAAAAAAUCGACAGCUUGAAAUUUAUGGACUUUAAGGGGAAAGUCGACUUGAAGCAGCCACAAAAUGAAUUUUAUUACAUCGAAUAUUUCGGACAUGAGCGAAGUGUGGUGACAGAAAAGCCGCUUGAUUACAUCUUUGGACGAUGGAUUGUGAAUGGCAAUCGGAGUGUCGUGAAGGAAUUAUCGCUAAAAACGCGAUAUUUCAUCGGAAAUACCACAAUGGACCCAUUUUUGGCACUUUUGAUGGCAAAUCAGGGUUUAGUCAAAAAACACGAUUUUGUUUUUGAUCCAUUUGUCGGCAGUGGCGGCAUUUUGUGUGCUUGUGCCAAAUUUGGGGCUUACGUGAUGGGCACUGAUAUCGAUUUUCUCAUGUUGCAUGGACGGACAAAGCCUUCGCGGAAAUAUUGCAAGGAACGGAAGUCCGACGAAAGUAUUUUAGCGAACCUCAAACAGUAUAAUUGCGAAAAAUUGUACGUGGAUGCGCUUGUGGCAGACUUUUCAGCGGAAAUUUGGUCCGAUAAGCUGGAGUUUGACAGUAUAAUUUGCGAUCCGCCGUAUGGCGUGCGGGAAAGUAAUGCCAAAGUUGAGAAGAAACAGGCUCGGAAACCGGAAGCUUUUAUCUCGGAGGAGCAUUAUCCGUCGACGAGCAAGUACCAGUUGUCACAACUGUACAAGGAUUUAGUCAAAUUUUCGGCGAAACAUUUAAAAAUCGGGGGAAGACUCGUUUUUUGGCUUCCCGUUUAUCGCGAAGAUUAUUCCGAGUCACAACUGCCACGACACAAAAGUCUCGAAAUUGUUUCAAAUUGUGAACAAAUUUUAACAACAGUUACAUCUAGACGACUUUUAACAUACGAAAAGGUAUCAAAGUAUGUCGAAGAUGCCAUGGACAAUGAAGAAGACGAGAACUCAGGUCUUGAUAAUUUCAGACAAAAAUGGUUCACGCACGUUUUAGAAAAAAGAAGUAAAAAAGACGAAGACGAAGUCGCCAAGAGAAAAGCAGCAAAUAGUUCCUAGCAUUUUGUUUGAACAAAAUAGACAAAUAAAAAUUACAAAAUCGAGACGAGAGACAAAAGAAUCACUUUCUUCAUUAAAAUCACUUACACUUUCAAUUUCAUUCAAAAAAAGACAAAAUGGUGUAAAAAGUUAAGAAAAAAAGUGAUUUUGUGUGUUUUUCUGCCUCGAUAGUUUUAGUUGUCAAGUAACAAAAAAGUGUAUUUGUCGUUACACGUUUAUGGUUGCGACUCGUCUAAAUAUGUGGAUUUAGGAAAGUGAUAUCAUAUCUCAU
Molecule: messenger RNA, 1721 nt
Organism: Culicoides brevitarsis
Lineage: Eukaryota; Metazoa; Arthropoda; Insecta; Diptera; Ceratopogonidae
Product: tRNA (guanine(10)-N2)-methyltransferase homolog
Exons: 3
Coding region: 71-1450 (459 amino acids)
Biological process (GO): methylation
Cellular component (GO): cytoplasm
Molecular function (GO): methyltransferase activity; nucleic acid binding
Source: RefSeq, a predicted model, not a curated record